GGGGUUGAGUCGAGUGUACCUAUGAGGCUAUGAGGGUCGGGGUGAAUUGGGUCGAGGGGUUCAUGAAUAAUUGAAUAGGGUCUGUUUCAGGGAGCACUAGCCACUAGCACAUACCGUCAUCCCCAUCUCCUCAAGACCUUAACCCAACCCGGAGUGGUGGCAGCGGGGGAUUUGAUACCAGGUGUCACACCUGCUACAAGCCUACAACGAAUUAAGAGAUCCUAAUACUGAGCCACCAUCAGUCUUCAACUGUCGGUGUGACAGUGGGUUAGACGUUCGAAGGUUCAUUCUCAGACUGACAGACUCUCCGAAGAUUCAUUCGCUGAAACACCGCCGGCGACCAGCUUCAACGUCGCCAAAACAAACUUCUCACCGCCGACCACCUUCAAUAUUGCCGUGUUUCUUCCUCUUCCAGUUGUCAAAGCCGAAUCUUAUUUCYCAUCCAUCCAUCUGCAUCCAUUCUGGAACAUCACGGGAAGAAAGGUCAUCUCAGGCAACCCACGCAAGGGAUUUUCAGGCUUAGAUGGACAGAGAACUUCUGAUUGCAGUGGUUGGUGCUGCAACCACUGCAACUGCAUUGACAUUGACCAUUCUACAAGAAUGGAUGGGCUACGUGGUAGGAAGCCAUCUGUCAAUCGGGACUUAGACAAGAUUUGUUGGAUCGACUAUAUAGGGGAAGACCAAUUGAUUGUUAUAAUCAGUUGAGAAUGGGGAAGGAAGCAUUCUAUAGGCUUUGCAAAAUUCUCCAAGAAACUGGCCGAUUGAAUGACACGUUACGAAGUACUGUGGAGGAACAAGUUGCUAGAUUCUUACACAUAUUAGCACACAAUGUUAGGAAUAGAACGAUGGAAUUCCAUUUCAGUAGGUCUGGAGAGACUGUGAGUCAUCACUUUAACUUGGUACUAGAUGCAGUUUUAAGUCUGGAAGAUAGGUAUUUAAUCCAACCAAAUGGUGCAGGAGUACCUCUUGAGAUUAGAAACCAAGCUGACUUUUGGCCACACUUUAAGUUCCGGUUGUGGUUUUAAAGCAGCAUACAGUGGGGGACGAAGACUAUUGAACUAAUACCUUAGCUCUCUUGUGCCAAGAAUGGUCGAGGUAUUAUAUGCACUCAGGGUUGAUUGUUUGGGUCUGAAGGUUGAUAUUGUGGACAGGAGCCCGAUAAGGAUUUGAUGAAGGCUGCUUCCACAUCCAGUGGCCUUGGAGCAGCCUUUUCCUAUUGUGUACAGCAAGUUCGAAGCUAUGAUUAUCACCACUAUUUCUGCCUCCUCCAUCUUCCCCCUGACAUGCGAAAGGCUGCAUUUGCUCUCCGUGCUUUCAAUGUUGAAACAGCCAAAGCCAUGGAUGUUGCUUCUGAUCCUAGGGUUGGCCUCAUGCGUCUCCUCUGGUGGCAAGAAGCCAUAGACAAGAUCUUUGCCGACAAAGUAAUAGAGCAUCCAACUGCUCAGGCCCUCUCUUGUGUGAUUUCUGAGCACAAAAUAACUAAGGGUUGGCUGAAAAGAUCUGUUGAAGCUCGGAUCAAUGAUGCAAGGAGGGAAGAGAUUCCAGACACAAUCGAGGAACUAGAGCGAUACGCUGAGGACACAGUGUCUACCAUUCUCUAUACGACACUUCAAGCUGGUGGGAUCAAUUCUACUGCAGCAGAUCAUGCUGCUUCACAUAUUGGGAAGGCAAGUGGCCUUUUGUUGCUGCUAAGGUCGUUACCUUACCAUGCUAGUCGUAACCGCCCGAUUUGUUAUAUACCAGCCGAUGUAGCAACCAACCAUGGGUUGUUGGUUAAGCAUGGAAGUCGGUCAGAAAUCCGGAUGGACUCUCGUGAGAAGCUCUCAGAUGCAGUCUUUGAGAUGGCAUCAAUAGCCAAUGUCCACCUGCAAAAGGCUCGUGAAUUGGCUCAAACAGUACCUAAAAAGGCUCUUCCAGUUCUUCUGCCAGCCGUGCCUGCACAGAUUUUCUUGGACUCUUUACGCAGGUCAGAGUUUGAUGUGUUUGACCCAAGGUUGGGACGUGGAGUAUUGGGUAUUUCUCCAUUCUGGUUUCAAUUGAAGCUGAAGUGGCAUGCAUGGAGAAGGAAAUAUUGAUUUCUAUAUCUGUUUUUUUUUUCCUUCUGGACCUCUGAAGGACCUCUGAGUCAUCACAUUAUGAUAGAUUUUGUACUAGCAAAAUAGUGAACCCAAAAUGAUUCCAUUCUUGGUUGUUAAUAAAAUGUCAGAAUUGGGGAAUCAGUAGUUUUUCUUUCUCCAUUUUUCUUUUCGAAACGAGCUUAUUUUCUUCUUGAAACCAUUUCAUUUGGGCUAUAAAUAAGGUAAAAUGCUAUGUAAGACUCAAAUCAAGUGCCACUCUUGCAAUAACAAGAGCUUUGUAA
This is a messenger RNA of Nelumbo nucifera (sacred lotus), 2359 nucleotides long. RefSeq names its product Terpenoid synthases superfamily protein. Gene Ontology annotation, biological process: biosynthetic process; mitochondrial respiratory chain complex I assembly. The record is from RefSeq and is a predicted model, not a curated record. Gene Ontology annotation, cellular component: mitochondrion. Lineage: Eukaryota; Viridiplantae; Streptophyta; Magnoliopsida; Proteales; Nelumbonaceae.